Molecule: messenger RNA, 1083 nt
Organism: Penicillium soppii
Lineage: Eukaryota; Fungi; Ascomycota; Eurotiomycetes; Eurotiales; Aspergillaceae
Exons: 2
Coding region: 1-1083 (360 amino acids)
Source: RefSeq, a predicted model, not a curated record
AUGGUUUAUGCCAACGCUGCCGUUCCACCUGGUACUGUUCCAAAAGAUUACUUGGAUUUUCAAAAUGAGCGCCCAUCAGAUAUGCACAAGAUUGGCAUUUGGUUUCCGAGAGACACGAAAGAGCCCGAGCUUGUAUGGGUGCCCAUCAUUUGGACAAUGGACGAAUACCAUGCCGAUUUCGAUGCGUUUCUCGGCCCAAAACAUGCUGUCUUGUGCACUCUACCGUUCAACGAAAAUAAGAGGCGGGGGUUGAUGUUAGACCAUCAGAUCACGAUAUACUAUCAAGACUGGGAUGAAAGAUCUCCCAAGACUAAUCAAUCCAUUCAGCAUGCUGUAGAGGCAUGCCACGGUAUGCGAGUGCCUUACAAUCUAUGCGGAGAUUUUGUUGCGAUGAGAGGCAGGCGCGGGGAUCCAUCAUCCGAAGACCUUGAUAUAGACUGCGCCGAUUUUCGACACAUCCUGGACUUCUUCGGCACAUAUUUUGAUGAAACUAUCCGCGAAACACCCAGUGGCGGCUCUGUGAGGGCUGUCCAAAUUAGCUGUUUCCUUGAGCAGACGCUCAAGAGCUGUGAAAAUUUUCAAUUGGUGGUUGUCGAUCGUGAUUUCCCAAGCACUAAGAUGGCUUCGGGCUUGUCCAUGGCGCUUGAAGAUCCGAUGUGGGCAUGCGAGAUCGAUCGUGAUGAACUGAAGGAUGGAAUCGCGCUACUGGAUGAAUUACCGAAGGAUUCUUGGCGAAACCUUCAUGCAGAGAUUCUAGCCACUAAUAUAGAUGCAGCAUCUGACAGUUGGGGCAUGCCUAUUAGCUCUCAUUGGCGCUUCGAUGGGAGUAUCAUAGUCAUGCGGACGGAUGGGAAGGAUCUGGAUAUCGAAAGGGUACAGCACAUAUGCGCUUACUAUCUCAAGGUCCUUCAACCGCUCUUUGCAAGGGCACUGUCUGGAGAGAUAUCACGCGAAGAUGUUUUGGCAGAAAUUACGCGUGAGAAGAUAAUGGCAUGGAUAUCGGUAUUGACUCCAGGAGAAGUUUGGAUCUCGGGCCACAACAUGGAUUUGUUAAAAGCAUGUGAUUUCGAACAUGGUAAGUGA